AUGCCUGGGCUGAAUUCUACACUACAACCAUACAUAGGUUUAUCCAACCAAGGCGCCACUUGCUACAUGAAUAGUUUAUUGCAAACGCUUUUUAUGACUCCUGAAUUCUGCUUAAGGUUAUAUCAGUGGAAAUAUGAUGCAGAAAAGCAUCAAAGCAAGGAAGACUGCAUUCCGUAUCAGCUGCAAUUGCUAUUUGCCAAGCUUCAGCUUAAAGAGUCAAGCUACGUAGAAACAACAGGACUUACUAAAAGUUUCCAAUGGUCAAUCCGUGAAAGCUUGCAGCAACACGACGUCCAAGAAUUCUGCCGAGUUCUGUUUGAUGCUGUUGAAGAAAGUGUGAAAGGGACUGACCAAGCCAAAAUGAUUACUGAGCUGUAUGAAGGAACAAUAUUAGAUUACGUCAGAUGCUCACAGUGUGGCAAUGAAUCAAAAAAAGAAGAUAAAUUCCUCGACCUCAGCUUGACUGUAAAAAACGAGUUCGACCAAGUUUAUAACGACAGUGUAGAAAAAGCUUUUAAUAGCUAUCUGAAGCCAGAGAUAUUAAGUGGGGAUAAUAAGUAUCUAUGCGAAAAAUGCCAAGCCAGAACAGACGCAGUAAAAGGGCUGAAAUUUAUGAAAUUGCCUUAUAUUUUGGUACUACAGCUAAAAAGAUUUGACCUAGACUACACAACUCUGCAGAGAAAGAAAUUGAAUGAUAAAGUCACAUUUCCUCAAAUUCUAAACAUGAACCCUUUUAUGAAAGGGGAAAUAUCUGGAGAGGAAGAAAUAGCAGAAACAGAGUCUAUGGAUAUUGAAGAAUCAGAAGAAGAAAACUUGAUUUCUAUAGCUCCUUUAGACAUAGAUGAUAGAGUCCUACAAGUCAAAAAAAUAGCAGAAGUUGAAAAUAUUGCUUAUGAUAGAGAAAAAUAUAGCCAAAAAUUAGAUGCGAUUGCCAUUGAAAGACAUAGGCAAAUGGCUGUCGAAAUCAGAGCAAAAAAUAGAGAAAAACUAGUGAAUCAGUAUUUGGAGCAAGGAGAAGACGUUUAUGAAUUGUUUUCUAUUAUGAUUCAUGCAGGAUCUGCACUGGGAGGGCAUUAUUAUGCAUAUAAUCUAUGCACUCGUAUAGAUUUCUCUUUAGGACUUUUACAAUGGACGGCUGAAGUGCUGGAAUAUUCAAUACUAAGGAAAUGGGCUCGAUAACAAUUUAUAAUAAUUAUUAGUAUAGGAUGAUAUAUUGUUUCUAAGUCAAAAAGAAAGACAUUUGUUUACGAAACAAGUUGAAUUCGGGAUCUUAUCGGAAGAGUUUGGGUUGCUAUGUAAGCGGACACUAAAAAUGGAACUGGGCAAAGAGUGAUCUGAGGAGAAAGUAGCCGAUAUGUGAAAGAAGUGCAUAAAGACUGCCUUUAUCGUGGUUCCCGGCAGUUUGGGACAGUGUAAUCUGAACUAAUCCUUGUUCCUGAGUCGCGGGAUUUUGUUGUGUUCGAUCCAUUUUUAUUGCCGACUUUGACAAGCCAAGGUAACUUGGCGAGCCUAAUUAUAAAUGAAAAUGGAAAUAAGCAACGCUACAAUACAUACAAAAUAUAUCAGUGCGCCAGACAAUAGACCCUUGAAAUUUAAUAGGCAAGCAGCAAUGCUUUUAAUGAUGAAAAAUCAAAAUGAAAAUAUCAACUUAUAUAGGCAUCUUUCGAUAAACAUUUUUUAAUUCUCUCUAUACACCUCAAUUUGCAUUUGCGGAAAGAGUUAUAGGGAUGAUAAAAUAAGUUUAACAGAGUUGAAGGAAAUGAGAUCCUUAAAAAGUUAAAUACUGUGCAAGAGUUAGAAAUGCAAGUUUAAAUAUUUUAGACAAGAUUUUUGAUUACAAUGCACAUAUAAGCUUCUCUUAGUGAGUUAUUUUUGCUGCCGAAUCCGCUUCAAGUAAUAUCUGUUAAAUGCUAACGGCAAUAAGUAUCACCCUUUACCUAUACCAGAAUUGAAUAUGUAGAUUGGAAUAUUUGUACAAGAUUUUCAACGAUAAUUUACGCUUAAGCUUUAUUCAAUAAUUAAUUUUUGCUGCCUAAUCUGCUCGAAUCCGCUUCAAGUAAUAGCUGUUUAAACGCUAAAGGCAAUAAGUAUCGCAAUUUACAUAUACCAGAAUUAAAGUGGAAGUUUGAAAGUAUUUUGUACAAGAUUUCUAAUUCUAAUGCACGCUUAAGCUUUAUUUAAUAAUUAACUUUUGCUGCCUAAUCCGCUCGAAUCCGCUUAAAGUAAUAUCUGUUAAAUUCUAACGGUAAUAAGUAUCACCCUUUACAUAUAUCAGAAUUGAACAUGCAGAUUAGAAUAUUUUAUACAAGAUUUUCAACGAUAAUCCACACUUAAGCUUUAUUCAAUAAGUACCUUUUGCUGCCUAAUCCGCUCGAAUCCGCUUCAAGUCAUAGCUGUUAAAUGUUGACGGCAAUAAGUAUCGACCUUUGCAUAUACCAGAAUUAAACAUGUAGAUUGUAAUAUUAUAUACAGAUUUUUAAACGAUAAUGCAUGCAUAAGCUUUAUUCAAUAAUUACCUUUGGCUGCCUAAUCCGCUCGAAUCCGCUUGCAGUAAUAGCUGUUAUAUGCUACCGGCAAUAAGUAUCACCCUUUGCAUAUACCAGAUUAAAAUGUAAAUUUGAAAGUAUUUUGUACAGGAUUUUUAAUUAUAAUACACAUAUAAGCUUCUCUUAGUGAGUACUUUGUGCAGCCUAAACCGCACAAAUCCGCUUAAAGUAAUAUCUGUCAAACGCUAACGGCAAUAAGUAUCGCCCUUUGCAUAUUCCUUUACAUAUACUAGAUUAAAGUGUAAAUUUGAAAGUAUUUUGUACAAGAUGUUUAAUUAUAAUAUAUCUAUAAGCUUCUCUUAGUGAGUUAUUUUUGCUGCUGAAUCUGCUCUAAUCCGCAUCAAGCAAUAUCUGUUAAACGUUAACGGCAAUAAGUAUCACCCUUUACAUAUACCAGAAUUGAGCAUGUAGAUUAAAAUAUUUUAUACAAGAUAUUCAACGAUAAAUCAAAAAUCUUGUAUAAAAUAUUGUAACGUUGGUUAUUUCCAUUUUCAUUUAUAAUUAGGCUCGCCAAGUUACCUUGGCUUGUCAAAGUCGGCAAUAAAAAUGGAUCGAACACAACAAAAUCCCGCGACUCAGGAACAAGGAUUAGUUCAGAUUACACACUGUCCCAAACUGCCGGGAACCACGAUAAAGGCAGUCUUUAUGCACUUCUUUCACAUAUCGGCUACUUUCUCCUCAGAUCACUCUUUGCCCAGUUCCAUUUUUUAGUGUCCGCUUACAUAGUAACCCAAACUCUUCCGAUAAGAUCCCGAAUUCAACUUGUUUCGUAACAAAUGUCUUUCUUUUUGACUUAGAAACAAUUAUUACUUAUAUAUCAUCCUAUACUAAUAAUUAUUAUAAAUUGUUAUCGAGCCCAUUUCCUUAGUAUUGAAUAUUCCAGCACUUCAGCCGUCCAUUGUAAAAGUCCUAAAGAGAAAUCUAUACGAGUGCAUGGAUUAUAUAUAAAAUCAUUUGACUCACAAAGAUGGUUCAAUUUUAACGACACACAGGUCAAAGAAAUUGACGAAAAAGAUAUAGAAAAGGUCUACGGAGGUACUUCUUCACCGUCAUGGGGAGGCCAUUAUGGAGCAAAUGCUUAUCUUUUAAUGUAUAGAAAAGUCCACCCAGCCAAUAUCACAAAUGCUAGUGAAAUUCAAAUUCCUGACUAUUUAUACUAUUCUUUAUAAUUAAGCAUUAAUUAUUAAUAGACUUUAUAUAUAUUAUUAUUUUUUAGCUUUAUCUGAUGAGGCUUACUUCAAGAGCUGAAGAGUGAAACAGAACAAAAACUUAAAGAACAACGAGAAAGGGAAGAAAAAUUAAUGCAGCUUCAGCUAAAAGUCUAUUAUUUAUCAGAAGAAAAAAGUAUCAUUAUCAGAAAAGAUGCAACAUUACAUGAUCUCAAAAGAAAAGUAAUGGGAGAAUUUCACGUGGAGGAGUUAAGAGAUGAAGACACAAGACUAAGAAAUUAUAAUGCCCUGCAAGAUGUUUAUUUAAAUACAUAUACCGGCAAAGAGAACUGGACCAUAGAGUCACUGAUGAUUUUGAAUCAUUAUACUCUUGUGCUAGAAACAAAAGAACCUGAUGAGGUUUUUGUUGAUUAUAACCCAAACCAAUUUGCUGUUAAAGUGUAUAGAUGAAAUCCUCUUUUAGCUGACAUAAAUUAUAAGACUUUUGAACAAAAAUACAGAAACCCUACAAGGCUUCAAAUCGAAAAAUCAGGAAAAUUAAGUGAACUUAUGGCUCUUGUGCAAAGUGUCUUUGGUAUCCCAAUAGAAAGGCAGCUUUUGUACAGAAAAAGCAACUUAAAAAACAAUUUCGCAUUAGAAGAAAUAUCGAUUCUCCAGCUCUAUAGCAAAGUGCUUAUGAGCCUAAAGGUAGUUGAAGGCACAGCACUACUGUUGGAAGAAAAAUGCCAAGACGAAUCUAAUUGGAAAAAAGAGAUGGAAAAGGAAUCAUACAAAAUCGUAUUAAAAUUCAAUUCGGUCAACUGUGGAAAAUAUGAAAAUGAAAUCAUCAUGGACAAAAGGCAACUGCUUAAAAACUUAAAGUGCUAUAUAUCAAGCACAAUAAAUGUUCCAGAAGACCUCUUUUUGAUGAAACGGGGUAGCAUGAAUGGGCAUGAACUGAAAGAUAUGAACGCUACCUUAUCUGCAGCUCAUCUAAGCAAUGGAAGUAUUGUACAUGUUGAGCUAGGCAAACCUUCAAGGCCAGAAGAAAUCCAAGUAGUUUUAUCUUUGGCAGAAUUUUCCAAAAGUGAUGACCUAGACUCUGAAUGUUUCCGAUUUUUUUCAUUGCAAGACUUUAAAGCUUCAAAAAAUUCUACGACUUCAGAACUCAAAGAGAUCAUCUGCAAGCACACAAAUAGUUUGUAUCCUUCAUUAGAAUUAGUCCCGGAGCUAAUCAGAGUUAGAGAAAAAAACAUGAACCAUCUUUUAAGGGUCAUGACAGAAAAUGAUGUAUUAAGCGACUUUCAUGGGAUAGAAAAAAUUACCUUAGCUAUAGAAAUACUUACUCAGCCAGAAAUCCUUCAAAAUGAGCAUAUGAUUGUUAUGACUAGAAUAUGGUCUCCUUCCACAUGGGAGCUGUCAUUGCCAAUAGAGCUUGUUAUUAGCAGAAAGUCAAGAAUUGAUGAACUAGGGAAGCAAAUUGCAAAUACUUAUGGCUUGAGUGAAAAAUACCUGCAAGUUUGUCUUGUCCCUUAUGUUUAUGCAUUUGCGAGAGUAGAUUUAAUUAAUGAAAGAUGAAUCGAUAUGGAUGGAAAUACUGCUCCAAUAAGUGGGAGUCCGUUUUUUAUUAAUAAAGAUGGAAGUCUAUUGAUGUAAUACACAUUUAGAGCCAGAAAUUCUUUAGAAGAAAUGAGAGAAAUGACUCAAGACGAAAAAUACAGAUUUUCUUAUAAAAAUUAUGGAAUUAAAAGCACAAGAAGUAAGAAAUAUUUAGCAACUGUCGCUCCUUAUAAAGAAAAAGCAGUAAAAAUAACUGUGAAGAAGUCAAAAAAUAACAAUUCUGAAGACAAAUAA
Molecule: messenger RNA, 5548 nt
Organism: Blepharisma stoltei
Lineage: Eukaryota; Ciliophora; Heterotrichea; Heterotrichida; Blepharismidae
Source: the annotation of a GenBank genome assembly